AUGUUGGAUUUGUUCAUGGGAAUGGCCUUCUCUGCUUUGCCUCUGACUCUGUAUAUCCCUCCGGUGAGAAGCUUGACUCUGUUUACGGCGACCAUGGAGAAGAUGCUUAGGGACCAUGGAGGAUUUUACAGCGGACAAUUCUACCCUCGCCUCCGGUUUGCUUGUUCAAGACUCCUAAAUUGCAUACUCUGUAACUCCAGAUAG
This is a messenger RNA of Thlaspi arvense, 204 nucleotides long. NCBI's taxonomy places the organism in Eukaryota, Viridiplantae, Streptophyta, Magnoliopsida, Brassicales, Brassicaceae. The record is from the annotation of a GenBank genome assembly.